AAGAGGGGCGAGAAACAAUUGGUGUCUUACGGUUUGGGAGGAAGCUAGGGAGAGAGGAGGAUACGAUGAUCGUGGUCAAGCCGCCAUGGGUGUGCCAUGGGAGAUUGUCGAUUUUCUCUAUAGACAUCCAUCCCGAUGGGUCGCGGUUCGCCACAGCGGGAGGAGAUCAGAAGGUCAGGAUAUGGAGCAUGGUCCCUCUUGUGGACAAAGAGGCGGAAACGGAUCUGACCACACCGAAAGCGCUGGCUACGCUGUGCGAUCAUUUUGCAGCCGUGAAUGUUGUCCGAUGGUCGCGAGCUGGAAGGUAUAUCGCCUCAGGAUCGGAUGACCAUAUCGUGUUUGUGUACGAGCGAAGGCCGGGGAGCGGAACUGUGGUAUUUGGAAGCAGAGAAAAGCCGGAUGUGGAGAACUGGAAGGCUGUGAUCACACUGCGAGGGCACACUGCAGAUGUGGUCGAUCUUGCGUGGUGCCCUGAUGAUAGUUUGCUUGUAAGCUGCAGUCUCGACAACACUCUGCGGGUCUGGUCCAUGCCGAAUGGUGGAAUUGUGGCGCAUCUGGCGGAACACCGAUCUCUUGUGAAAGGUGUUGCGUGGGAUCCUAUUGGGUCGUUCGUGGCGAGUCAAUCGGACGACAAGAGUGUCAUCAUAUGGAAUACCAGUGAUUGGAGUCUGCACCAGAAAGUGGAGGGACCCUAUCAGAAGACGGUCGGGUGCACAUUCUUUCGUCGACUGGCGUUCUCUCCGUGUGGCCACUUCUUGACAACGACGCAUGCGUAUGAACCACCGAGCCAUACUGCCGCGGUGCUUGAGAGAGGAGAUGAAUGGUCAAAGGUGUUUGACUUUGUCGGCCACGGUGCUCCGGUCGUGGUGGUUCGGUACAAUCAUUGCAUGUUCCGCAAGCAAGGAGUGAAUUUGGGCGUUCCUGGGACAGCUGAUGGAACAGCAGCUGGAGCCGGUCCGACGGGUGCUGCCUGGGGCAUGCAGAACGGAGGUGUCCCGGGCCCAGCGACCAAGGAGAAGGGUUUUGGGAUUGGCGGAAACACCAAGGUCUUCAACUGCAUUGCCAUUGGUAGCCAAGACUGCAAGGUGUCUGUUUGGACAACGAAUCGUCCGAAACCAGUCAUGAUCGGAAAGCACUUCUUCAGCCAGCCUGUGGUGGACCUUGCAUGGAGUCCAGAUGGCUACACGCUUCUUUGUUGCUCGACAGACGGGACCAUUGCAGUCUUUAAGUUUGAGGAGAGCGAGCUUGGCGUCCCUUUGACGGCACAGGAGAUGGAUGAGGUCAAGAGAGAGCGGUAUGGGGACACGCGGUUGCGGAAUAUGGCAUUGGCUGAGAGCCCUAUGCAACUUGUUCUGGAAAAGGCAGCGCCGCCUCCAACCCCCUCUGUCGCUGUGAAUUCUGUGGGAGCAGCAGGGCGAGCUGAUCAGGUGGAAGGCAGCAGCAGUUUGAAAACCAUGACUGCAAUUGGUGGCCCCACGGCGGUUGCGGCGACAACCGUACCUCCGAGUGAUCCUGUAGGGAAUGGUGCACCCCUGGUUGGGGCUUCAUCAUUGUCAACUGUGUCGCCAAAUGGCAUCCCGCCACGUGGUUUGGGUCAGGUACGGCAGAUGGAGUACAGGCGGGCAGAUGGCAGAAAGGUUAUAAUCCCAGAGCCCCUGUUGCCGCCCCCGCCAUCAGUACCUGACAGUGUAGUGGCGGGUAGCCCGCGGAGGUUUGGAGGGGUGGAUUCGGCAUCUGCUCCAGCAACGGGGGGGGGUCAGUUGGGAGGGAUGGGUGGUGCGGCGCAAGUGAUGCGUGCGAGUGAUGCAGACGGUUUUGCUGGCGGUGAUAUCCUUGGAGAGAAGAGGGGGCACCCUGAAGAUAGUGCCCGUGGAGAAGGGCUCGGAUCUGUGAAAAGGAUGAGGACGGAGAAGAGUCUUGGAGGUGGAUUGGUUGGCCCACCUCCCCCUCCUCCAGCACCACCAGCUACCCGUGGCAUGCCAUUCAACAACAAAGUGCCGGAGGCUGGCAUGCCAAUUGAUAGAAUAUCGGCAAGUGCACCGACUGUCGUGUCUGUACCAGGUGGCAGGAGUGAGACCUUAACACUGUGUCUGCGUGAUGAUGACACGGACGACGACUGGGAUGUUGAAGAUGGAAGGGGUGGAAGGAGGGGUGAGUCAAGGGUUGUGAUGCUUGAGGCAAGGCCUGUUGCUCACAGUAAUCACACAGGGACCUUUGGAGGGGGUGUUGCUGAGCGAAUAGGGCUUCUUCCGGGCGGUGGGAAAGCAGAGAAGCAGACAGAGGUAGUUUGUUCGAGUGAGGGAUCUGUCCGAUGGAGAGAUUGGCUGGAUUCUGCGCCUGUGGCAAUCGCAGGGAACACACGGCUCUGGGCCGUCGCUUGUCGUGACGGAAGCCUGCAGGUCUACUCACCCAGGGGAAGGCGACUUUUACCAUGUGUUGUCCUGGAUUCCCCGGUUGCUUUUAUGGACUGCAACUCUAAUUCUAUCCUGUUAGCGCUGACGAGGGCAGGGAUGGUGCAUGUGUGGGACAUCAAGCAGUACAAGCGGAUUCUGCAGGAAUCGGUGUGCCCGGUGCUGAGGUGUGAGAUGGAUAGCGAGUGUGACGAUGGUGGUAAGCAGCCGGGAUCUGGGGACAUGCCUGCUGGUGGCGCGGGAACGGCUGGCGGAAUGAGUGGAAACAAGCCGCAGCAAGAUAGCUGGUGUGGGAGGAAAGUUGUCCGAUGUCACUUAUCAAGGGCUGGCGCCCCGGUGAUCGUCCUCGAUAAUCGGCAUGCCUAUGUGUUCCACAUGGCCAUGUGUUGCUGGAUACGAGUUGCAGAUAAGGAGUUUUUGGGUUCUGAGUUCAUGACGUCAUGGGUGGGAAACGGAUUGCGAUGGGGAGGUGGGGUUGGAGUUGGAGCCGACACAGUUGGUGAGGUUGGCGAGCUUCAGGCUGGAGUUGCAAGUGUUGGACUCUGGUCCAGAAAUGCAAGAAUGCUUGGCAGACUAUUAGAAAGAGAAGAUAGUAAGCAAGCGACACGAGCGCAUCUUGAGACUAUGCUUGCAUCUGCGUUGGCGCUGCAAUCCCCUCAAGAAUACAAGAGCUGUUUACUGGCGUAUGUUCGACAUCUCACAAGGGAAGGAGACGAGGGUCGGCUUCGGGAAGUCUGUGAAGAUUUGUUCGGCAUGCCAUCAAGCUCUGCGCAUGGACCGGCGGAAAGAGAGGACGCGUUUGUUCUGGGAAUGCGAAAGAGACACCUUCUACGGAACGACGUGCUGCCGGUGAUGGCGGGAAACCGAAAAAUACAGCGGCUGUUGAACGAGUUCUUGGAUCUUGUUACGGACAUGGAACCCAACUUGAGGCCGGCUUGAUGUUGCUCUCCCGCUCAAGCACUCUGGUUUGGCAGUAUCCUUUGACGAUGAAUAGAAUGCGGAACAGAAGGCGCGUCCUUUUUUCUUAUUACCUGCCUCGUUUGGCCAUAUCCUUUGCGGUUCAUCUUUAGAAUACAAGAAAAACCACGCGUGUCGACUUUUCUCUUGUUGCCUUUUCAUUCGUCGUCGUCGUCUUUCUCACCUCUCCCAGUAACCUUCCCGGCAUUUCCUCCUGCCCCUUUGUGUCCAUUGGCUGCUUCCACUCCCGUGGCGGCUACUCCCGGUACUCGUUGUCGGUUCUGGAAUAGUCAUCCAUCUUCCCCUUUCACUCCUCUCAAUUGAUAUCUUCAUUGUACUGGAUGCGGUGUGUGGUGUACUCCCUCCCUCCUUCCUUCCCUCCUUCCCUCCUUCCCUCCUCCUCCCCUCCUUCCCUCCCUCGGUCCCUCGUUCCCUCUCUCCCUCCCUCGUUCCCUUUCUCCCUCCCUCGUUCCCUCUUUCCCUCCCUCCCAUGUAGUUGAGAUAUGCUAUAGGGGCAAAAUCUUGCUCUAGCUAUCUGAGCUAUACUAUAGCAGUUCAACAAGGCCAUAGUGAUUUAUGUUUUGCUAUUGGAGAUUGGUAUAGCAUAUCUGAAUUAUUCUAUUGCUAUAGGUGUC
Molecule: messenger RNA, 4003 nt
Organism: Chara braunii
Lineage: Eukaryota; Viridiplantae; Streptophyta; Charophyceae; Charales; Characeae
Source: the annotation of a GenBank genome assembly